Psylliodes chrysocephalus is the source of this 3071-nucleotide messenger RNA. NCBI's taxonomy places the organism in Eukaryota, Metazoa, Arthropoda, Insecta, Coleoptera, Chrysomelidae. The record is from the annotation of a GenBank genome assembly.
UUCUUAGUGACCUAGCAACCAAAAUGCAUAAUGAGAGUGUAAACGGGUCUUAUCAGCAAGGUAGUUUUUUCUCAACUAUAAAAACUGGUGACGAAUUCGAUAUACCGGAUGUAUCUACAAUAUGUGUUCUAGUGGACCGGACCUCGUAUAAUUAUGAUUGAACUUCCUUACAGACCUUAGAACAACUACGUAAUGCCGAAAUGAAAAGCAAAGCUGAUGGAAAGCUGCCUAAUAAUACUGUGGUGGAAUAUAUUCCAUUUGAUGAUAAUUGCACCCAGGGCAAAGCCUCUGGAGAUAUUGUCCGUGCAAAUAAGAUGAUGUGUCCAAACGUUGUAAUAGGACCAUCUUGCGACUACUGCGUGGCUACCGUUGGGAGAACAGCGAAAUACAUAAAUACGCCGGUCCUAACCCCAACUGGAUUAAGUUUUGAUUUCACUGAGCCCAAAACACAAUUCGAUCAUGAAAUGUAUUUAAUGGUUAAUCCAGGAAAAGCAGAUUUUAGAACGUUUUCCGAAUUCAUACAUUUGAUAAUUUACAGCGCAGCAAUUCCAUCUCAGCCAUGGAUCUUGCCAAACGACACAGACGAAAACAACGAUUAUGCCAAGAUAGGAUACCAAGCGGUAUAUACCUUACUUCCUUUAGCCGAAACCGACUUUGAAGCCGUAUCCAAUCAAGACCAAAUGGGAUCAAUGUGGUUAGAUGGAGUGCACGAUGGAUGGUUGAUGUACAUCCAGGCACUGUACGAAUACACAGGACAUUUCAAUUCUUCAAUUACUAAAGUCUUUGCUUGUGAAAUCGUUUACCAAAUGAUGGGUAGGAACUUUACAGAUAAAUAUGACAAACCAUUUCAAAUGAAUUGCAACGGAAUUAGAACACGCGAUGUAGCUUUUGUCCAUAUGAACGCAAAAGGAGAAUACCAAGUAAUGGCAACGUACUCCACGAGAGACAAACAAGUGCACGACUGGAACGUAACUUGGACGUUAGGCGAACCAAAAGAUAUUCCGAAAUGUGGAUUCGAUCUGUCUAAAUGUCCUACGUACGAUGUUGUGAAGAUUCUAGUGGUCACUCUUAUCGUUGUGAUUAUUUUGGGCAUGUUGGUGGUUGCAGUAAUCUUAUACAGACAAUUUAAAAUCAGACACGAAAUAGAAGCGAGGGUUUGGAAAGUGAACUACGAGGAUAUUGUGUUUCCUCCAACGAAGCCCAGAGCUAGUUAUUCAUCGUUUUCGCAAAGGUUAGACGAGGACGGCUUCAGCUUAAUAGGUGACCGACAGAUAUUCGCUACUACAGGCGUGUUCAACGGAAACACAGUUGCCGUGAAAUUCCUGCGCGACUACAAAAUCGAACUCAACCGCGACAACCUCUACGAACUGAAAGCGAUGAAAGACUUGUCGCACGAUAAUUUAGUGAAGUUCUACGGCGCAUGCUUGGACAUACCCAACUGCUUGCUGAACGAGUACUGUUCGAGGGGCAGCCUCCAGGACACGUUGGAGAACGAAAAACUCAAGUUGGACAGGAUGUUUAGAAUCUCUUUGAUCAUGGACUUGGCGCGUGGGAUGCACUACUUGCAUCGCAGCUCCAUUAAGUACCACGGCGCUUUGAAAUCUCCCAAUUGCUUGGUCGAUGCGAGGUUCAAAUUGAAGAUAGCAGAUUUCGGGUUGCAUUUCUUGAGGAUUUACACGAAUACUAACGAGGAUGAAGAUACGCAUCAGUAUUGGCAAAGGCAAUUGUGGACUGCCCCAGAACUUCUGAAUGUGAAAUUAGCAGCUCCGGUGAAAUCGUCACAAAACUCCGAGCUUUUGAAUAUGAAGAACAUUGUCAUAGAAGGAACACAGAAGGGCGACGUCUAUUCCUUCGGCAUUAUUCUGCAUGAGAUUAUGUUGAGAAAGGGGGUCUUCUAUUUGGGAGAAGAGAACGAGAAAAGCGCAAAAGAAAUUGUGGAAGCCGUCAAGAGGGGUCCGGAUGACAGCAAUAAGCCAUUUAGACCUCUGGAUGGUCCAGAAUUUUUAUCUGAAGACGACGAAGUCGCCAACUUGAUGAGAAAAUGUUGGGCAGAAGAUUCAUUAGAUCGCCCCGAUUUUGCUACUCUUAAAAACAAACUGCAUCAACUGAAUAAAAAGGAAAGCGGUGGAAACCUAUUAGAUAAUCUUCUCGCCCACAUGGAGCAAUACGCGAACAAUUUGGAAACCCUUGUGGAGGAGCGUACCAACGAUUAUUUAGAAGAGAAGAAGAAAUGCGAACAAGUUUUGUACCAGUUGCUGCCGAAAAGCGUGGCCGAGCAAUUGAUUAGAGGCGAGCCGGUCAAUGCAGAGACAUUCGAUUCUGUCACGAUUUAUUUCAGCGACAUUGUCGGAUUUACAGAACUGUCUGCUCAAAGCACGCCACUGGAAGUCGUCGAUCUGCUCAAUGAUUUAUAUACGUGCUUCGAUUCCAUCGUUGGUGGAUUUGAUGUCUAUAAGGUAGAAACAAUUGGGGACGCUUACAUGGUGGUAUCCGGUUUGCCAAAAAGGAAUGGUAAUUCACAUGCCAGGGAAAUAGCACGUAUGUCAUUGGCGCUAUUAAACGAUGUCAGGAAGUUUCAAAUUCGUCAUAUGCCCACUGAACCGCUGAGACUCAGAAUUGGGCUGCAUACCGGCCCAUGCGUAGCCGGCGUUGUGGGAUUAAAGAUGCCUCGUUACUGUCUUUUCGGCGACACUGUAAAUACAGCGUCUCGCAUGGAAUCUAACGGGGAAUCCCUACGGAUACACGUUAGCAGCGCCACUAGAGAUAUCUUGGAGGAGUUUGGAACUUUUGAACUCGAGCCUAGGGGUUUAAUAGAAAUAAAGGGCAAAGGUAAGAUGGCCACGUACUGGCUUACCAGAGAACGCAUCCCCAAAGUGACGACCCAAGCAGGAUCGGCUCCAACUCUUGAAAACAAACUCACUAAACUCCCCUCAACCCCCAUUCCCUCAAACGUUAGACGGGGCAUGGCUAACAAAGCUCUGAACUCCAGCGACAAUUUUUUCACUGGCGGGGAAGAAGCUGGGGUUCCCCUUUUGGCGAUCACACCGUCGUCUGACGAUUCCAACGCUUAA